Patella vulgata (common limpet) is the source of this 811-nucleotide messenger RNA. RefSeq names its product sacsin-like. The record is from RefSeq and is a predicted model, not a curated record. The coding region runs from base 29 to 811 and encodes 260 amino acids. NCBI's taxonomy places the organism in Eukaryota, Metazoa, Mollusca, Gastropoda, Patellidae. The transcript is spliced from 2 exons.
AAAAACCUCGGGAUUUAUUCUGAGACAUAUGUUAUUUCCACCAGUCGGUACCAUCAUACCCGAAAGAUUUCACUGGCUGUUGGAUAACAGUUUCUGUGAUUUUGAUAAAGGAGAAUAUGUUGGAUAUGAAAUUUAUGAUCCCGAUAUUGAGGACAUAAGUGAUGAUAGAAUCACCGUGGAUCCCCCAUAUUAUAUAUACGCUACUAUUGUGGAGAAAAUACAGGCAGAAACUGAUACUGAGUUUGCUAUAUAUAGUAUUGAUGUAGGAGAGGAGGAACCCAUCCAAGCUACAGUUACAAGACUUUAUAAAUUCACCUCACGGGAAUUAGUCCUAAUUAAUAGCGACAAUUUAGACAUCCAAACUGUAUUGCGGGAUAUACGACGGAUCUUGAUGCGAGCAUGGAGACAUUCAGAUGAAAGUGAAAGAAGAAGAGUUCUUGAACGACUUUUGGUAAGAUGGCACCCAGAUAAAAACCUACAUAAUGUUGAGCAGUCAACCGAAAUCACGCAACACAUACAGAACUAUGUGGAAAGAUUGAAUAGAGGCCUUAGUUUAGAUGACGAAUCCGUUCCUGAUGAUGAAACAGACGGUACAAGUAGAUCACAACAUAGUCGUUCAUAUGAACAGUUUUACAGCAACGUGUAUUCGACAGGUAGAAAUCACGCACGGUAUUCUGAAGAACAAAGAUCCAAUAGACGAUAUUACAAUGAUAAUAGUUUCCAUACAUCAGCUCGAGAUGAACCAAACCCAUCACCUGGACAAGCAGAACGAUGGCUGAAGCAAUUAACGAUUAAAUCUAAUGUCCAUUAA